Messenger RNA from Raphanus sativus (radish), 1890 nucleotides. RefSeq lists its product as uncharacterized. The transcript has 3 exons. The coding region runs from base 462 to 1658 and encodes 398 amino acids. The record is from RefSeq and is a predicted model, not a curated record. Lineage: Eukaryota; Viridiplantae; Streptophyta; Magnoliopsida; Brassicales; Brassicaceae.
CUUUUUUCCCUCGCCGACAGAACACGGUCUAUGGAGAGAGAGAAGCAUACUGUUUCCAAGUUGUUAACGCGGUUUUGUUUUUGUCAUGUUUAUAAUUUAUAAUAAUAACAAAAUAAUAAAUUUGGUUGGUCGUUUGAAAUUCAAAAGGAAAAAAUAUAAAAUUUGUGACGCUCCGGUGGCGACGAGAGGGGAGGAGCAGAGAUCUCUGGUUCGUUUUUUUUACUGUUUUCCCGGAAAAUCCGGCAAGGAAAAGCUAACAACAACAACAACAACGAACCUAAGGAGAAAAAUCGUUUCCUUUCACUCCACGAGUUUCCACCUCUCUCUUUCGUAACCUCUCAGCGUCUCUUCCUCGUUUUCUCUCUUCUUUUUUUCUCUCCUCGAAAAAAUCUCAACACAUCUUAGAAUAGGGUGUGUGUGGUGGUGGUAAGAUAGAUAGAUUGAUAUAGAGCGGCAAUCAAAUGCUAACGGAUCGAGGGAGGCGAGUUUCUAUCUGUAUUGGGACUCUUGACUAUGGCCACCGAAAAUUCCGUGGUAACGGUUGUUACGGCGGUUUCGUUGACCGAUCGUCGGAGAGAUGCCGCGAAUGGAGUCCUUCAUCAGCUUCGAGAAUUCUCCGUAUCUCCUCUCCCACCACGUCUCCACCGUCGGCGACUUCUCCCGUCUCCCUGAAUUGCUCCUACUCUAACAACGGCUCCGCUGGCGGCUAUAUCGAGCAUCGUGUCUCCAAGUUCGAUACUCUAGCCGGCAUUGCCAUCAAGUACGGUGUCGAGGUAGCAGAUAUUACGAAGCUAAAUGGACUUGUAACUGACCUUCAGAUGUUUGCUCUCAAGUCUCUCCGGAUUCCAUUACCUGGGAGGCAUCCUCCUUCUCCCUGCUUAUCUAACUCCUCCUUCAGCCACGGAGAGGAUUGCUCUGAGCAAGUUUCAUCAUGCAACGGCAACCUCCAAGAUGUGUUUGACCCCUUCCAGUCAUUGCGGGAGACGAAGAAGAUCUCUCCAGCCAUGGACUCCCUGCAAGGUUACUACGGUCUGAAACCAACGAACAGGAGAGCUUCCGAAGCUUCUCAUCUCCAAGACAAUGAUCAGUACCUCAAACCGUUCCCAGCCACCAGUACUCCUUUAAACCAGCACAGAAAAUCCAGAAGCUUGGUUGAUGCAGUUAUCGCCGAGGUCAACCAAUCAUCAUCCAACGGGUACAACAAGGAAGUGGAUUCCGCUGAUAAGCCAAUCAGAAGACGCCAAAAAUCUGAAGCUGAUUUCAUUUCGAGAACACCAGAACCGCUUCUGAAGAAGGAGAGCAGAAGCAGCAGCAGUGGCGUGUUUUCUGCAAUAGCCGGGAAAGGUUUAGCACUUAGACCCAAAGCAGCAGCGAGCAGAACUAACUCGCCAGCAGAUACUAAUGGUAAUACCAAUCCAGUACCAAUCAAUCUGAUGGAUGCUCCUUUGGGAGACAGCUUCUCAAGCGUGAGGAAAUCGUUUAGCGCCUCUAUUCUGCAAGAACCGGUCAACAAGGGUGGUUCGUCAUCAUCAUCGCUAUGGACAAGCUCCAAGUGGACACUGAAAGCAGAUUUGCUCCAACAAGCAGCCAUGGCAAGGUCUAUCUUUGACGGAUUGCCUAAGCCUCUAACUGGUCGGAGAAACAAAAAGGCUAUGUAGCUUCUUCAUCUCUUAAACUUUAUUGACUGACGACUGUGUCCCAAAAAGCAAGAGAAGCUAGUAGGUAAAAUUACAAGUAGAGUGUACAUUGCACUGCAUUGCAUUUAAUUUAAAAACAAUAAUGCAACUUGUGUUGUGACUUGUGAGUGAGUGUUAUGUUAGAUCGGGCACUAAAUGUAUUUUUGUGUAUGUUUGAAAUAAAAAAGUUGCAAUGAAAAAUCAUUUUGAUAUU